Molecule: messenger RNA, 1110 nt
Organism: Schistosoma haematobium
Lineage: Eukaryota; Metazoa; Platyhelminthes; Trematoda; Strigeidida; Schistosomatidae
Exons: 1
Coding region: 787-1110 (107 amino acids)
Source: RefSeq, a predicted model, not a curated record
CAUUUGUCCUUCACAUUCAGUAUGAUUCUUCAAGUUCACAAUUCCUCUCUAUUUUCGCUUCUAUUCUCUUCAGUUUGAUCUUCUUAGUAUUUUGCUUCCAGAUUUUCCACUUCCGAUUGAUGUUUUAUACUACUUAUGUCGACAGAUAUAAGUAGAAUACACCAUUUAUGUACUGUUGUAAAAAUCGAUUUUAUUACAUGCUUAGUUUAGAGGUUGAAUUAUUCAGGGUAAAUAGUUGAAUUCAUGUGUCGAUCUGAGCUAGACCACCACUGAAAACCCGCAAGCAUUGGAUGGCCGUUUCGUCCUAGUAUGGGACUCCUCAUCAGUGUGCAUACGUGAUAUGACACGCGUGACUCAAACCUUUUGCCUUUGGUCUCGCGCUCGAACGCUCAACCUUUAGACUAUUGAGGUUAAACAUUACCACAGUUGGAUACCAGCUAUGUGGGUGAGCACUGCUGAGCAGUCCCAUACUAGGAUGAAACGAUCUUCCAGUGCUUUCAAAAUAUUCAGUAGUGAUUUGGCUUAGAUCGACUUGUGAAUUCAACUAUUUACCAAUUUUCCCUUGAAUAAUUCAGCUUCUAACUUCUCACUAUCAUUUGAACUAUUUUAUGAUGAACAGUCGCUUGAAACCUCACUAAUUAUCAAAUCUGUUCUGAAUUUAUUUUCACAAUAAUAUGUUAAUUUUCAUCAUAUGGUAGCUUCGCCAUUGUUAAAAAUCUCUCAGCUUUCUACUAUUAUAUCAGAGAGUUAGAACUCCUUUUCAUUGUAUACAGCUAUUGUUGUCUGAUGUUAUUUUUAUCUCUCAGUUUGUUGAAACCAACUGGAACGAAGAAAUUUACACAUUUAAAAAUAUACGUUUGUCUUAAAGAACAUACUGUAGUGAACAAGAACACUAGUGAAGAUCAAAUGUAUUUAAACACGAAAUUACAGAAUAUCUCACCAAAAUCUGAGAACCAUACUGUAAAUACUUCAUUUACACAAUGUCAAUCAAUUGUCUCAAACUUAACUGUUCCUUUUGCAAAUAUCAGUCCAUCGUCUCAGAUUUCAUUGUUCCUGCUUUUUCAUACUAAUUUCAUUCCGUUCUCAUUUUUCUCCUUAGUUCUCUAUUGA